UCCUCGGCUGUAGAUAUGUCUGCAGAUAGAGUAGAAAGCGUAAUAUUGAAAUUGAAACACCUGAAGCAUGUUGAAAACAGUCAAUGUCGGAAUCAGAAUCAGCCUCAAAGCGCCAGCGGAUCGGCCAGGCCUGUGACCAUUGUCGGAAACGGAAAUCAAAAUGUGACGGAAAACAACCCACCUGCUCGGUCUGCAGCCUCUUCAAACGGAAUUGUGCCUACCGCAAUGCGAAGAAACGGGGAUUACCAUCAGGAUAUGUCAGAGGCCUCGAGGCUUUAUUAGGACUGUGCAAGCAACAUAUACCGAACUGCGAAUAUGUCAUUCAGGCCUUGAUUCGAAGCAGUCAUGGCGGUGCCAAAUUCCAUGAUGCGGAAUUCUUGGAUUACGCAGCAGAUAUAUGGCGCAAGUCACAAACUGCACGAGAGCUGGAGCAUAUAUUAUCUAUAAGAAAUGAUGAAACCACACAGCCAACCACUGUUGAGACAGCUGACCUUCCUCCUUUCGAAAUGUUCCCUCGACCUGCAGAUCAACCACGUACCCCUGAUGCUCUUCAACAGAACAAUGAGACCACUAGUGCUCAGUCUCAUGGUUUUGAAAAGUAUAAGGAGUUAGAAACACUGUCCCCAGUGAUAUUUCCGGAGAACACCCCAGACCUGGUGGAUUUCUACUUUCGAACAACUCAUUGCUGGUUCCCGAUUGUGGAACGGCGCGAUAUACUCCGCAUUAUGUGUGAGGACAACACGACAAAUAAUCUUAGCAUCGAAGAUGAAGGGCACAGACUGUGUUUAUGGGCCAUUGUUGCUUAUUCCACGGCCUUCAGAGAAGUGAUUUCUGACUACUCCGGCAGUACCAACCCGGAACAUAUUCAAAUUUAUGUUCGAUUUCGCCUGGCUUUACAUCACGAAGCAUAUGGGGUUGGACAUGUCCAGGCUAUCCUCAUAAUUAUUCUUUUAUAUCUUAUCAGAGGCCACUUAAGUGCUGCAUGGAUGCUCAUGGCUCAAGCGUCUGGGAUUUUAAGGGCCGUCGAAGAUGCAGAUGCACAGAAGUCCGAAAGACAUCGACAUGUUUGGCAUGGUUGCGCUUACAUCGACAAGCUGCUGUCUAUAGUUCUCAGAAAAGAUGCGUUUCUUUCGCAUGUCAGCAAUAUUCACCUUCAAGAACUGGACCAGAACGGAGUAGAUGAAUGGGAAUUGUGGGCACCGCCGGUGGCUGAGAAAGAAAAUGGAGUUCAACGACAUGAAAGGAAACCAUUAAGAGUUCUCAGUACCUUCAAUUUGUUGACACAGCUCAUGGGAAAGUUGCCCUCCAUAUAUGAGGGUGCGCUUGAAGCGGACCACCUCGAGGAAAGGAUCAAGGAUCUUCAGAUCUGGUACAGCACUCUCGGCAAACACCAUCAGUUGCGUGAGAACAGCAACCCUCCGCUAUUGACUCUCCAUCUAAGCUAUAACUUUGUUCUUCUGUCUUUCUUCAGGGAGAACUGUGAGAUUAGACACCAUUUGGUACCCCUGAUGGAAGAGACACUGCAUUCUACAUAUACCAUGCUAGUCCAAUACCUCAAUCUCACAGAGAUUUCUGGGGCCUCGGGCUUACUGAUUUGCUUUGGUUUCCAGGCCCAAAGCUGUCUUCAAACCUGCGGCCAUCUACUUCCAACUCAGGUCCACAGUCUACUGAGGCACAGAUAUACCUUGAUUCUCGAAAGCUUGAACAGACAUUACGAUGGCAAUCGAAACGAGUUUGUGCAACCUGGCACUUCGCAAGGCUACUAUGCAUCAUCCACCGAACAGAAUCCCGAGGUGAGGUCAGGGAUAACGACCAGCGCUAUAAAUCAUCCCAGGACCACAGGAAAUUCCAUCGUCUCACCAGGUAGUGCCGCAGCCAGCGUUCCGGGAAGUGAUGAUCAUGGAUCGUCAGGAACUACAACUCUCGAGUCUACAAAUGACUUCUAUUUGGAUAGUCUCUAUGAUGAUAUGCUGUCGAUUUUCCCGACUGGAAGAUACGAUGAUGAAGCAGACCAAUUUGCACAGAAUCUUGGAUUUCUCACCAACGACAUCGACACUAAUCCUUUCACCUUUCCGUUUACCCAACAAAAGCUAUGAUACCCGCAUUAGACCUUUAUAACUGC
Messenger RNA from Paecilomyces variotii, 2122 nucleotides. RefSeq lists its product as hypothetical. The transcript has 3 exons. The record is from RefSeq and is a predicted model, not a curated record. Gene Ontology annotation, molecular function: DNA-binding transcription factor activity, RNA polymerase II-specific; DNA binding; zinc ion binding. NCBI's taxonomy places the organism in Eukaryota, Fungi, Ascomycota, Eurotiomycetes, Eurotiales, Thermoascaceae. Bases 84 to 2096 code for a protein of 670 amino acids. Gene Ontology annotation, biological process: positive regulation of transcription by RNA polymerase II; DNA-templated transcription.